Rubroshorea leprosula is the source of this 812-nucleotide messenger RNA. Lineage: Eukaryota; Viridiplantae; Streptophyta; Magnoliopsida; Malvales; Dipterocarpaceae. The record is from the annotation of a GenBank genome assembly.
GGAAUGAAGAGAGGAGCUUGGACGGCAGAGGAAGACCAAAUUCUCAAAGACCAUGUUCGAAACUAUGGCGAAGGGAAAUGGAACACCAUUUCUAGGAAAACAGGCAAGUCUCAAGAGAAAUGGGAAGAGUUGUAGACUUCGUUGGUUGAAUUAUCUUAGGCCUGAUAUUAAAAGAGGGAAUUUUUCUGAAGAUGAAGAGGACCUCAUUAUCAGGCUACACAAACUCUUGGGCAACAGUUUUUGUAGGUGGCGUCUGAUAGCCGGAAGACUUCCAGGGCGGACAGACCAUGAAAUCAAGAAUUAUUGGAAUACAUCAUUGAGAAAGAGAUUAAUAACACAAGAAGAAGCUUACUCCAAGCAGUACAAAGAAGACAAGAUCCUAAAUUUCACAGAAAUUACUGUUCCAUCCUGCUGUCAAGAAACAAAACCCGUAACAACCAUCGAUAAUGAUUUACAGAUUGAUGCUUCGUGGGAUUUCAUGAUGAAUGUUAAGUAGGAGCAGCACAUUGGGUCGACGUUGGAGUUUCUUCAGGGUAUCGACUUCACAAAUCAUGAUGAAGAUAGGUUCUGUCAGAUUGUCUCACCUUCUUCAGACCAAACUCAUUUGUUUUCUGAUGAAUUGAUGGGAAGUUGGUUAGCUGACCAAGAUAAUCUUAAAUUUGAUUUAGUCCUAGAUUCUUAAUGUCGAAUUCCAGUGUUCAUCCUCAGCAAGUGUCAAUUUUUUUUUUUUUUCUGUUCUUUUGCUUUUUCGAUUUUCUUUUGUGAUCAUGUUCUCCUCUGGUUUUGUGUAUGAAUCAUAAAUGAAUUGAAGA